ACAAACCAACCCGCACUCGCGAAACCACCAUGUCCCGGAGCCGGACUGGGUGCUUCACCUGUCGGCGCCGGAAGAAGAAAUGCGACGAGCGAAAGCCAAUUUGCAGCAGUUGUCGGCAGAAUUCGCUAGAAUGCAAUUGGCCUGCUCUUCCGAGCAUGUUCGCCAAAGCACAGAGACUCGCCCCAGCCGCGAUGUCGGCAAAGGCAAUAUCAAGACAGCAACCAUCAACGACAUCCCUCGAAGCAGCUUCGAGCAGUUCCACAGAUUUGGGCUCUACCAGAGUACACAGUCAUCAACAUCAUCAAGAUGCCGACAGCUCGACAUCAUCUCCACCAAGCACCCCUCACCCUUGUCCAACCUUCUCACAUUGCCCUUCGAGUUCAUCCUCCGCAAUCUCAGGCGCAUCACCACAAAACGAUGAUUUAUGCAAAUUCGCCGGAACGCUUGCUCAGUAUGACCAUCAUCGCGCCAGUCUAUUCAACUACUAUCACUCCCACAUCGCUCCUAACAUGGGAAAUGGCGCUGCAGAUGUCAAUCCUUUCAUUGACAUGCUUGUCCCUUUGGGCUUGUCGAACCCACUCAUUUUGCAUCUUCUAUUAGCUCAGAGCGCAAUACUUCAACAAGCCUCCGACAAACGGCUUUUCGACAACAAUUUCGCACAGCGCUACUACGCCGACUCAUUGCAGCUAUUCAAGGACAUGCUUAAGAGACAUCUUGUCGAGAAAAACAACAACUUGGUCACUCUUACUACUGGCAGUCUCAUCAUUUGUCUGACUCAGGUUACUAGACCGGAUGCCGAUGGCAUUAUUCUCGAUCAUCUCACCGUGGCACAGUUAUUGCUUGCCAGAAUGCUUGCAGAUCCACCACCCGAACUAUCCAUCGAUUUACGCAACUUCAUGGUCGAGUCAUAUAUCGAUAUUACAGCCUUGAACUUAAUCUCAGUCCACCCGAAGCGCGGCUCGUCGCUUGUUUUCCAUCCCGAAAUCGAACGGGCGGCAAGACAGCUCGCCGAUGAGCAAUACGUCGGCCAACUAUCUGGUUGUUGGAUUGAACUCCUCUUGAUUAUACUACAAAUCCAUCAAUUAAGACAAGGAAUCAUGGGGAAUCUGAAAGGGCAAGUCAAACCGACAUUCGCCGAUAACAUCAUCAUGUUUGGGUCACUGCAGACACAGGCACAAUGCUUCUUCCCGGCCUCGUUUGUGGAUCAGGAGCUUUUGCUCGCAAGCCUUAUUUUCAAGCAGGCGGUGCUCUUGUACCUAUGGACAAGCGUGGAUAAACCGCCCUCUGGAGAAAGCAACAGCAUGCAAACCAUGCUCAUCAGCCAUGCGGUUCAGGAAGCGAUGUCGGUAUUGGAUCAGUUACCCGACUCAGCUAGGGUGAAUUCCAGCCUUUGCUGGCCGCUCACGAUUAUUGGCUGCUGCACGCGCGAUCCCGCGUCACAGGAUGCUAUCAAGGGCAGACUCAAGACAGUCUUCGAGUCCACUCGCCUGGGUAGCAUGAGGCAAGCCCUUUUGUUGCUCGAACAAAUCUGGAGUAAGCCUAAAGAGGCCAUUAGCCCAUGGACCUUGCAUGAAGUGAUGCAGGAGCACCAGGUCAUGAUAUCGUUUAUGUGAACUAGUCAACCAAGUAUGAAACGCUGUAUCCAGGUGGUACUAAAGCUCCUCAAAGUAUCCGAUGUCCAAUGUCUUGGGCACCCAUUGCCAACCCGGCAAAAAGAAAGACAUACAACAUUGGGGAUUCGCUAGUCGUCACCGACCUAGCUACUAAUCCAACUCUUGCUGGGUUAUCGGUGGAGAUCGGACGGGAUCCCGAGUUUUCAGGCAGAUAUGGUCGUAUGUGCCAUGCGAGUCAUCGGAACGAG
This is a messenger RNA of Ilyonectria robusta, 1861 nucleotides long. RefSeq names its product fungal-specific transcription factor domain-containing protein. Gene Ontology annotation, molecular function: zinc ion binding; DNA-binding transcription factor activity, RNA polymerase II-specific; transcription cis-regulatory region binding. The transcript is spliced from 3 exons. The coding region runs from base 30 to 1613 and encodes 527 amino acids. The record is from RefSeq and is a predicted model, not a curated record. Gene Ontology annotation, cellular component: nucleus. Gene Ontology annotation, biological process: positive regulation of transcription by RNA polymerase II. Lineage: Eukaryota; Fungi; Ascomycota; Sordariomycetes; Hypocreales; Nectriaceae.